Molecule: messenger RNA, 880 nt
Organism: Sitophilus oryzae (rice weevil)
Lineage: Eukaryota; Metazoa; Arthropoda; Insecta; Coleoptera; Curculionidae
Gene: SsRbeta
Product: translocon-associated protein subunit beta
Exons: 3
Coding region: 130-711 (193 amino acids)
Cellular component (GO): membrane; endoplasmic reticulum
Source: RefSeq, a predicted model, not a curated record
ACUAAACCACCUCCAAAUCUGACAGAAACGUGGCGGUGAGAUUGUUUCGUGGCGAUUUUUUCUAUGAAACUUGUAUUUUUGGGUUAAUGAGAUAGCUAGGUCUUAUUUAAUUCGUCAGUGAACAAGAACAUGAUCAAGAAAAUUGUGAUUUUACUACUUGCUACUUUAGCAUACUGUGCUGAAGAAAAGCAAGAAGAGAACCUGGGGGCCAGGCUACUAGUGUCUAAACAAAUUCUUAAUAGAUACUUGGUUGAAACGAAAGAUAUUGAGGUGAAAUACUCCAUUCACAAUAUCGGGAAGGCACCAGCUGUAAAUGUUCAAUUAGUUGAUAAUGGAUUCAAUACUGAAGCUUUCGAGAUUGUUGGUGGACAUUUAAAUACCAGGUUUCAGAGGAUACCCCCAGAAUCUAACUUUACUCAUGUAGUUGUUGUUCGUCCAAAAAGAUAUGGUUACUUUAAUUUUACUAGUGCUGAAGUUACUUACAGAUCAUCUGAUGAUAUUAACGCCAAGGUCCAAGUUUCUUACAGUAGUGAACCAGGAGAGGGCGGAAUAGUAGCAUUCCGUGAUUAUGACAAGAAAUUCUCUGCUCACUAUUGGGACUGGCUUGCAUUUGCACUCAUGACAUCACCAUCAUUAGUGAUUCCUCUUGCUUUAUGGUUUAACAGUAAAAAUACAUAUGAAAAACUAAAUAAACCUACGAAGAAACACUGAAAUUAGUUUAUAAUAUUUAUUUAAUUCUGUUUGAGUGGAUAUGUGUGAAGUAAUAUAAAGAGUUGUCAUAGAAAUCUAAAUAGUAUAUUACUGUUUUUUAAUAUGACAAUUUAGAGAGACUAUGUUCAUCAUUAAGAUUAUUUUGUUAAUAAAGACAAUUUCUUUAAUA